GAGAAACCCUCGGCUCAGGUGGGUAUAUUGAACGAGCUUGCCGCUCUGCCCUCGCCUGGGGCGAUUUACUAGGUAGCCAACAUAAUUCCGGGUAGGCAGACAGGAACACAAAUGUUUUAUGCUGCUCAAUGCAGAAGGGGCCAUGCUACACAUAACUGCCUUCGAUAGUGAUGUGGAAUUUGGCAUUCUACGACGCUGAUAAUAUGCUUCAUCUUUUGACAAGCUCUCAGCCCAAUCAACAAAAUGAACUGGACCGGAGGCAACCUGCAGCGACAUUCGAAAAGUAAGGGCAAUGCGGUCGUUGCACGCCAGAGAUCACACUUUGCCAAAGCCCGUAGCAAGGCUCCAAGCACAAAGACUCGUUCUGUCGAAGGUUGGAACGAUACAUCUCCGAUUCGAGACCCAUGUCCUCCACCGCUGAAGAAGAUCCGGACACGAACCUCACCUCGGAUACAAGAACGGUCCAUGACUGGCCAGAGGACUGGACGGCGCCUUGUAGGAGACUUCGUCUUACCAUCGAGGGAGAGUGAUGUCCGCGUAAGAGUAGGCAACCGAGCGUUCGCAAGCCAGCCCGAUACAACUGUGGCUAGUCCGUCGACGAGGUUCCGAUCACCAACAAUAUCUCAUUCGGAUCAGUCCACGAACUCGAUGCUUCUCGACGACUUCGACCAGACAAAUUCGCGUUUCAGAGCACUUGAUGGUGACAGAUCAUACCAAAUGACUCCAGGACCAGACAAUAGCUUAACCCCACCUCGCGUGCUGAAGCACAUGCAAUUCUCAUUGAGUGACUCGCUAGAUACCAUCUUGCGUGAUCACAAGGCAAACCAACAUCCCUCAGGCUCCGAAGCACAUGCUUUGUCAAUGGUUGGAAAUGUUGCGAGUUCCGGCGAUGCUUCGAACAACACAUCAGCCGAGGAUAUGCAAAGUAUUCCAGAUACGGCUGAGCGACCGAAAGGCUCACCGGUCAAGCUGCGACCGGAGCAGUUGGACAUUUCUGUCAUUCAUGCGCAUGCUGAUGCUACAAAUUUCAGUCACGAGGACUCUGUAGAUAACGAUGUCACUUGGCGGAGGUUCAUCGACGAGGAAGAAUAUUGAAGCUGGUUCAGGAAGAGCCGCUCUGUCCGAGUAGCCAUCGUGGCAGCACUCCGCACUCAUCAUGCCCGACAGCUCGUGCGUGUCUGCUCGAGACAGGAAGAUCGAGGCGAAUAGGCGGUGAGACGAGUGAGAGAGGGCCAAGGCUCAGUGACGAAGAUCAGGUCUGGAUGAGAUUUGUGCUAGGACUUGACUGCUCAGAUGGCUCAUGAACGGGGAUCAUGAUUGAUCAGGAAGUGCAGGGAGGCUGAGUGUGAUGAUGCAUGCUUUCAGGAGUUGGUCCAGAGGUGGAGAGUGCCACAGCAGACCGUUUCGAAUCGAGCUGAAACUUGGAUGCCUUCGAGACAUACAGCGUGCGUUCUGCUUGCUACUGCAAGGUGAACGGUUAGAAGCACGCCACUUGUGGAGAGCGACGUGUGGGGGGUAUGUGUUGUUCGAUUCCACGGAAACAGGGAUACCCCACCCUGACAUGUCGUAAAAGCUCCAUAGGGUCAGAC
This is a messenger RNA of Aureobasidium subglaciale EXF-2481, 1589 nucleotides long. RefSeq lists its product as uncharacterized. NCBI's taxonomy places the organism in Eukaryota, Fungi, Ascomycota, Dothideomycetes, Dothideales, Saccotheciaceae. Bases 244 to 1095 code for a protein of 283 amino acids. The transcript has 2 exons. The record is from RefSeq and is a predicted model, not a curated record.